Molecule: messenger RNA, 2258 nt
Organism: Fusarium redolens
Lineage: Eukaryota; Fungi; Ascomycota; Sordariomycetes; Hypocreales; Nectriaceae
Product: fungal-specific transcription factor domain-containing protein
Exons: 5
Coding region: 213-2195 (660 amino acids)
Biological process (GO): DNA-templated transcription; regulation of DNA-templated transcription
Cellular component (GO): nucleus
Molecular function (GO): DNA-binding transcription factor activity, RNA polymerase II-specific; zinc ion binding; DNA binding
Source: RefSeq, a predicted model, not a curated record
UGACACUUACUGCAAUAUCUCACAUAUAAAGAAACUCUAAGUUUGGCUGAUCUGCAAAUGGUGGCGGGUAUCGGACCGCACCACGGCAUUACAUAACCGUGUAUAGCCGCGUCGCCCGCAUCCCCGCAAACCGCCCCUCAAGCCGUCCCUUAUCCCAUCCUGCAUCUCCCUUAUCGAAUCAGCAAACCCUCCAGCCCAUAAUAUUCGUCAUAAUGUCAGACUCCCACGACGAUUCCGACGGUCCUGAGAGUCGUCGCAAGAGAAUUCGCCAAGCCUGCCUCAAUUGCAGGAAGAAAAAAGUUCGCUGCACGGGUGAGAAACCGAUAUGUCAGUUUUGUAAUAGGCUUGGACAACCUUGUGUUUAUGCAGAGGAUGGGAGGAGUCUUAGAAGGACGAAUUUGGCCGUUCAGCCUGCUUUGGGGGAUGUGCCUGAGGCUAUUAUGGAUAACAUCACGGCGCGGUUUGCUUCUUUCGAAGAUCAGAUAUCAACGCUACAGGCAACAGUCGAAAGAUUACUGCCGCUCGUCACAAGUCAACAACAAUUAUCCACCAAACGCACUCACUACCAAGCCAACACCCCUGCCCCCGUCCUUCUUCAAACUCCUUCCACGAUACAAUCUCAUGCCAAUGAGCGCCCUCAACCAAGUUCCCUUCUAUUUGCUGCCGACGUCUACUUCCGCUACUGUCACAGCCAACCUUACUCCCUCUUUCACGAACCAACCUUUCGGCAGCGCCUGGCCGAUGACACGCUACCAACCUAUCUACUCUGGGCAUUCUUAUCAGCUGCCAGACGAUACUCUUCUCUACCAGUCACUCAGAUCAACUCUGCCGACGAUGCGUCUAGCUAUGCUGCUAAAGCUUGGGAGAGUAUAGAACUUCCGUGGACAGGCAACGCGCCCCAGGAAAGGAUUUUAACAGUCAUUCAAACCAUCAUAUUGAUAGUAAGCACUGAGGUUCCCGCCGGCUUGUGUAGCCAAGCUCACAUGAAGCUCGGCUUCGCCAUUCGUCUUGCCCAGAAUAACAAGCUGCACCUGGAACCCGAUCCAUCACUACCUGCACCAGAACGGGAGGAACGAAAGAGAACCUUCUGGUCCCUAUACCUGCAAGACAAACUGAUAAGUCUUUCCCGUGGACGCUUCUCCGGUAUCCGAGACGAGGAAUGCAAGGUGUCUUUACCAUGCUCAGAGGAUGCAUUCAAGGAGGGUCGCGAGGAGAAGACCCCCUUCCUCGACGAAUUGACGGGAGAUUGCGUGGAACAAGAAGCCGUUGACAGUUGCUGCCCGCUUGGUCUCAUCAACGUUAUGGCAUCUAUUCUGGGUGGUGUCUCACAUUACGUUUUGCAUGAUACCCAAACCUCUCAGAUGGGCCUUCCUUGGUCUUCAACAGCUCCUUACGCCACGUUAUCAUCGGCGUUACUCCAAGCAGAACACUACUUCGGAAUGAAUGAAGACCCAGCUGAAAGUCUUAAGCAACGAUGUACGGUCGAUGGUGUCGUUGAUCAGCUCCUCGCAGGUUCCUUCAUCUUCGCAAAGGCCAUGUUUCACCUGUCUCAUUGUCUGCUCCAUCAUCCUUUCCUGAUACAACAAAGGCUUCAGUCGGGUAAACAAAAGGCGCCGUCGAUCUUCAUGAAGACGGCUUGGGAAAAGUGUAGAACUCAUGCGAAAAGUAUCACAGACCUACUGGAUAUGAAGAAUCAGAAUGUUCUCAUACUAACCUCCAUUUACGGAUAUUGUAUCAUGGUUGCUGGUACAAUUCAUGCUCUGUCUAUGAACGAUGAGAGAGACCAUAUUCGAAAGGAGAGCCAAAGACACUAUCGUGCUGCCAUGGAAUCACUACAGGACCUAUCAUGUUACUGGAACCAUGCAGCUCUAAUGGUUAAACGACUAGAGAGAUUCCAUAGUCAGUGCGAGACUCGCGGACAAGAGCUUUCACCCUCAAGCGUCGAGCGAACACCUGGUGAUGUCAAAGCUCUGUGGCAAAGUGUCGACUAUACCUCGUUGUCAACUCCAACAAGACCCGGAAGUCCAACGCUGGCAGUUCAAACCUCAGUCGAAGCCGACUGGGCCUUAUCAGCGGAUAUGUUUGACUUUAGUGGUUUCGGUGGAUUUGCAGAAGGUGUUGAUGUCUUCAGCAUCUCGUUUGUUGAUGGUGAUAUGACGCUGGGAGAUGAAAUUCCUAACUUGGCGCCGAAUUAGGCAGCGAUUGGACCUGACAUUGGUAUUGGUUUGGACAUUGGGUUUGAAAGAAGUAAACUGUGC